AUGAGUACAACAAAAGUAUUCAAAUCAACUUCAAUGAAUGAAGUCAAAUUAGGAAGAAUAGGGACAGUUGGGGAUAGUAGAAGAUAUCAAAAAUUGACGGAAGUGGACCCGUCGAUCAUUGACGAUGGAGAUAGUGACGAAGAUGACAGUGUGGGAUAUUACAAGCAUGCCAAGGGCAAUGAAGACUAUGACUUUAGUUCGGUCAAAGGGACACUCACCUAUUGUUACCAUUUCCUUCGAUACACUUUACUUGGUGAUUUCCAAGUAGCCUUUAGAUAUGUUCACAAGAAUUCAAAAAAGAAUAUUAAAUCUUUGGUUCUUGGUUUAUUAACUGUAUUCCUUGUUGUAUUAUUUAUAAGUUUCUUACAAAAUUUAAUUCAAGCUUCACCAAUUGUAUUCUUGAAAUUAUCAGAGGAUCAAACAGGAGAGUUGGAUCUUAUUUUAACAGGUGAUCCAUCAGCAAUCAUGGGGUCAUCUGGCAACACAUCUUUAUUAAAUGCUGCUCCCACUUUUAAUAAUAAUAAUGGUAAAAAUAGUACUGGAAAGAAGAUUGGAAAAAUGUUAAAAUCAUAUACUUCUACUGCAGCAAUGACACCAACCGAUAUAUUAUCAACAUUGAAUAGUUUUGAUAUAUCUAGCUUUUUUUUGUCACUCGACCAAGUAUUCAACUGCGUCGCUGCAGUACUGCUCGUACUCGGCGCACUCAUGAUCUACAGUCUUUUGCUGAGUGACGUCGAAGGUAAAACAUUUGAAUAUGGUAUGUUGCGUGCACAAGGUCUGCGUCACUACGCGCUCAUCAUCCUGCUCAUCACACAGGCCGUCUACUUUAGUGUGCCGGGUAUCAUCCUGGGUCUGUUUAUGGGGUGGGUAUUUUUCGCAAUCGUUGCACACUUUGUGUACGCGUUUGUCAUCCUCCCCGUCAACCUCACCUACUACCCCGUCUCGAUCGUCUCUGGUGUAUUUAUGGGUUUCUUUAUCCCCAUUAUCGCCAAUAUCGCCCCCAUCCAGCGUGCACUGUCGCGUACUCUGCGUGACGCGCUCGAUGUCUACCACCAAGUCAAAAACGAGACAAUGGUCAAGAUUAUGAAGUUGGAAGAGGUUGGCAUCGACUUGCUGCAGACACUGCUGGCUGUGCUCGCUGUCGGCGUGGGGUUCACCGUCUACUACCUCAUCCCAUACGCAUUCACGUUUUACAACUUUAGCCGUCCAGCCACUGAUCGAGCGUGCCAUCUUGUUUGUGCUCGUGUGGGGACCGGACCGUAUGUCAUUGUACCAAUUGGUCCGCAAGAACUUCUCACUCGACUUGGUGUAGGGUCGGAUAUUGCUAUUUUGGCAACAUCCAUCAAAGACCCGAUUCCAGAGGCACAAAUCACAGCGUUCCUCAACUCGGAUAUGGCCAACAACAGCAACUCGAUUAUCGCGGGCUAUACAACCGUCACAUUCCCGCUCAACAAGGUGCUCAAUAUCCAAAGCACGCAUCUGCGGACACUGGCCAAUUACCCCGACUACACCGUGCGUGUCUAUGGCAUGGACAAGAACUUCCUCGACAAUUCGUAUCUUGCGUUCUAUGACGUGACGGAGAAAUCGUCUUCCCUCGACUUCCCCUCGAUUCCAACAUCUGAUUUAACAACCAAGAAAAAGAAUGUACCCGAUGUCAUUGAGAGUUUGUAUACCAAUGCGCGUAAAGAUUUGAUUUCACUCGACGGCGACUCGAUUGUCGCGCCGCCCGCAGUGCAGUCGUACCGUGUGUCCAUGUACAAUACGAGUUGGGUCAGUGGGGACUCUCCGCUCGCCGUAGCAUACCGCAGCUUCAACAACAGCUACAUCUACCGCAACUACACUGACAUGGUCAUGUCGGAAGCAUUCCGUCAGGCGUGUGGAGCAGACACCCAAACGCCAUUCAAUUUCUACGUGCGCUUUAAAGGAAAGAUCGACUCGUUGUCACAACUCAACCUGCUUGCCAAGCCACAGGCAAUGGUCGAGAUGUUCCCCUCAUUCCUCUUUUCAGCGUACGGUGCCAUGGCUACCAGCUCGCCUGUCCUCCUCUCCAACGACCAAUUCCAAGAGAUUAUGCAGUGGGUUGUCUCCUUUUCAAAUGACACGACCGUCCAAAUGCCAGACACUAUACCAAAAUCCAAACUAUUGAUUAGACUCAAAGAGCAGGAUGCUCCACAACUUGACCGCGAGUAUAUCAUCAAUGGCAUUAAAAACUUUAUCAAAACUGAUGAUAUCCAAGUGAUUGACACUCAAUUCUUGCUUGGUAUGACUGAUACUGCCGUAUUGUUACUCGAUAUCUUUUUCUACACCGUGUCAGGUGCAGCCAUUGCACUUUGCUUUUUCAUGCUUUGGAUUUCGUUUAGUGCCAACAUUCACGAAAACUCUUGGGAGUUUGGUGUGUUGCGUGCUAUUGGUCUCACCAGUUUCCAAGUGACACGUAUCUAUAUCUACGAAGCACUUGUACUCAUCUUUUCAUCGGUCAUUCUCGGGCUCCUCAUUGGUCUCGGUAUUGCCAUCACACUGACUCUCCAAUUCGACCUCUUUACCCAACUCCCAUUCUCGUUCCAAUUCCCAUACGCCCUCUUCUUUGGUGUACUGUCAGCCUCCAUCCUCAUUGCCAUUGGAGUUUCAUAUCAAUCCUCUAAAGAAUAUAGAACAAGACAAAUUGCUUCUGUAUUAAAAGGAAAUAGACAAGAGACAGAGAGAGACAGAGAGAGACAGAGAGAGAAAGAUAGAGGAAAAAGUUUUGCGCGACAAGAUCAAGAUAAUUAUCACAAGAAACAAACAGCAAAGCGGCACAAAACACGUAAUUUUUAUAUAUACAAUAACUAUCAAUAUCUUGUUGUUGGUUUUUUCGUAACAUAA
Cavenderia fasciculata is the source of this 2862-nucleotide messenger RNA. RefSeq lists its product as uncharacterized. Gene Ontology annotation, cellular component: membrane. Lineage: Eukaryota; Evosea; Eumycetozoa; Acytosteliales; Cavenderiaceae. The coding region runs from base 1 to 2862 and encodes 953 amino acids. The transcript is spliced from 8 exons. The record is from RefSeq and is a predicted model, not a curated record.